AUGUCGGAUUAUCCGGGGCAGGAAGUGGAAGAUUCUGGGAGGGGCGAGAUCGUAUCAAACGGAAGUGGGGUGCAGCUGGAUGAAUCGAUACGGAGAUAUCGAUAUCGAGGAUCGUACGAGCUGAGAGACCUCGAGGCGGCUAUAAGGGACGCCUACGCUUCCAAGGUGUUGCAAUCCCAAAUUGCGGAGCGGCGAGCAAACUUAAUGGCAGAAAAGGUACGUGAGAAACAUGCUGCCGAUUUGAUACGAGAUCAGGAGAUUGAUACUCUGGCGGUGGAACGUAGAAGAUUAAUUGAAGAGUCCAAGAGACGCGAUGAGUACAGAGAAGAAUUGAAGGAACAAAUAGAAGCCAGGCUUAGGGAGACUCUUGUCAGAGAAGAAGCGGAUCGUCUGGAGCGACAACUGUUGAUUGAAGUUGAUCGUCUCAGAGAUGAAUUGGAAGAGCGUAGAAAGAUGGAGGCGAAGAUGGCGCUUGCUGUGAAGUUAAGAGCCGAAAGAAGAGUCUUUGCUGAAAUUCGUGAAAUCCACGAGGAUAAGGAACGAGAGAAAUUGGCGAAUGAAAUGGAACGUCAGCGAAAGUAUCUCGAUGAAGUGGAAAGGAGGACUCGUGAACUGGGCGCACUUCGACGUGAGCGAGUUGAAAGACGGAACUACGUGAUCGAAGCCAUGGCGCGAAAUAUGGUCGAUUUUGAAUCUGAGAAACGUGAGAGGGAAGACGUUAUCAGUGAACUCGUUGCCGAGGAGAUGAGGUGCGAAGCUUUAAUCGAGGAACGAGAUCGGGAACUUCGCGAAAGAAUGAUGAAGGACGAUUUGGCUGAGUGCUUGAAAAAUCAAAUUGAACAGACAGAAGAGAAUCGACGUCGCGUACAGGACGAGGAUGAUCUCUUUGCGGAGGCUGUUAUGCUGAGGGUGAUGCAGGAUGAGAGAGUCGAGAGAAUGACGGCGGAAGCUAGGAAACGCGCGUGUUUCCGUUACCGACAGGAAUUGGAGUGUCUGAUGGAGGAGCGUAGAAUGAGACGACGUGAGGAACUGGACCGAAUUCGUGAAUACCGGAAAAUGGAACGGGACUGUGAAAUUAAGAGACGAGAUUUAGUCAGGACGGAACGCGAACGCUUGUUAAUGGAGCAUGCGGAAAAUAUAGCGGGAUUCUUAAACAAAGAUUUGUUGACCAUGGAGGAGCGUCAGAGAAUUGAAAAACUAUUGAAAAAUUAA
Messenger RNA from Cephus cinctus (wheat stem sawfly), 1212 nucleotides. RefSeq names its product meiosis-specific nuclear structural protein 1. Lineage: Eukaryota; Metazoa; Arthropoda; Insecta; Hymenoptera; Cephidae. Gene Ontology annotation, biological process: cilium organization. The record is from RefSeq and is a predicted model, not a curated record. Bases 1 to 1212 code for a protein of 403 amino acids. The transcript has a single exon. Gene Ontology annotation, cellular component: motile cilium.